UUGACCGGUUACUCUUGAAUGGGUGUGCACCAGGCACUUGACCGGGUACUCUAGGAGGACUAAGAGGACUUACGUGGCAGAAGACCGGUUAAUUAUUUAGAGUUUACAUUUGGAUUUCCCAAUAAUUCAAAAGUGACAAGUCAGAGAGAAAGACUAGGUGAUUUCAAAAGUGACAGGUCUGAGAAGAAGACUUGAUGAUUACCAAAGUGCCAGGUCCGAUGAACCCCAAAAGCGCCAGGUCUGAUGAACUCCAAAGUAUCGGGUCUGAUGAACUCCAAAGUACCAGGUCUGAUGAACUCCAAAGUGCCAGGUCUGAUGAUCUCCAAAGUGCCAGGUCCGAUGAGCCCCAAAAGCGCCAGGUCUGAUGAACUCCAAGGUGCCAGGUCUGAUGAAUUCCAAAGUGCCAGGUCUAAUGAACCCCAAAGCGCCAAGUCUGAUGAACUCCAAAGUGAUACGUGUGAUGAUCCGCAAAGUGCCAAAUCUGAGGAACCCCAAAGUGCCAGCUUCAAUUCAGCUCCCAAUCUUCAUUUCAAAACUUCUUCUUCAAGCCAAACUUCAACUGCUGAACUCUACAUUUCUCUGAAACGAAUUUGUUUCGCUUCAGCUGCAAUGAAGCGGAAGCAGUUCCGAGAAGCGGUUGCCGAGCUCGAUCCGCCGCCGCCUUCACAGUUACAGCUCAAUUUCGCCGUGAAGAGGAACCUACGAUCUAAGCUUCCUCGUAGAUGUCGUUCUAAGUUCUCUCCGAUUCUCCGCUCUGCUAUGCUCGUCGUCUCGACUGAUGCCUCAUUCGCGUCCGGAAUAUCUUCAGUGCGUUGCUCGGAAGUUAAGUCUAGAUCCGGCGAAACUGAGAAGAAGGACGUUCAAUUGGAGUUGUCCGAGUCCUCGUGCGUGGAGUCGAAUUCUGGAGCUUGUAGAGGUUACGGCGAAUUGAAGUUGAAGUUCAAACUGAAGAAGCCUGAAAAUGCGAACGGAAUUGAGGAUUCCGAGGCGGCCGUUCGAUCGGAGGUUUCCAGCAUUGAUAGAUUUUCACUACCGGUCAAAGCUAGGAGGUCCGAGAGUCAGAACGAGAGCGUAACAGGAAUGGCAAAGGAAAUCGACGAGAGCGAGAUUUCGAGUCAGACAAAAUUUUCCGGCGAAGUAUCAAAUAUCACGGCGGAGAAAGUGAAACGAAGUGAGGAUGCGUUUGAUUUCAUUGAAAACGAUGUCGUUUCGCUCAGUUCUGCUUUAGAGUCCGCUGCUGAAUCGAAAUUUGCAGAGAGCAGAGCAUUUGGUGACGAGGUGUCUAAGCCGGAAUCUGGUGCGCGGGGCAUACAGAAACCGCUUGCAACCGACUUUGAUCUGGAAUGCUCGGAGCAGUUAUUUCACGGCGAUGAGGUUUUAGAUGAUUACUCCUCUGCGUACUCUGAGCUUCAGACGGAUAUUCUCCUGGAAGAUUCCCAAUUGGAGCUCUCCGAUUAUAGCCCGUCAAUUUGGUGCGACUCAGGUAGCCAAUUCUCUGAGCAAUAUAGUAGUGAGGAUUGUCCUUCACAUACUUUCCAGUUGUUCCGUCAGUUCAGCCAAGAGUUCCACUGGUCAACCAAUGCUCUGGAAGACUCGGCAUACCUUGGAGAUGACACCAUUUGCGGAGAGAUCACUUUGGGAUUGGGAGAAGAGGAUGAAGAGAGCUACAGGAUGCUUAGAAGCAGAGAGAGAAGGCAAGUGUAUUUAAGAGACUACACCAAGGAGUACUGCUCGGACACAUGCUAUGGCGAGCUGGUCAUUCAGCAGCGGCUGAAGAUGGUCCAUUGGAUUGUCCAGCAAGCUGCAAAGAAUGAACUUCAAAAGGAGACAAUGUUCUUAGGAGUUAACCUCUUCGACCGGUUUCUAACAAAAGGAUACUUCAGAGAUGAGAAGAAACUUCAAAUAGCUGGCAUUGCUUGCCUAACCCUUGCCACCAGAAUAGAAGAAAACCAGCCUUUGAACUGUAUUCGCAAUGAGAAAUUUGAGGUAGGAAUCAAGGUAUACAGCAGAGCCGAAGUGGUGGCUAUGGAGUGGGUAGUGCAAGAGGUUCUUAGCUUCCAGUGCUUCCUCCCCACCAUUUACAACUUCUUAUGGUUCUACCUGAAAGCUGCUAGAGCUAGUGAAACGGUGGAAAACACAGUGAAGUAUCUGGCACUAGUGACACUACUUGGCUGUGAGCAGUUGAGUUACUGGCCGUCAACCGUAGCUGCAGUGCUGGUUAUCCUCACAUUAUCUUCCAUGGGUCAGCAUGUCUCCUGUGACCUUAUCACACAGUCUCAUUCCAGAACCGAUGAUCGUGAUCUACCCAAAUGCAUGAAGAGCUUGAAGUGUUUGCUGGGGUACAAAAAAAUCCAACGCGGAUAAGCAUCCAAAGGGUUAAACGCCUCCCAUUCUUUCCACCCGGAUUUCUCCUCAAUGCCAUUUCAGAAGGUCUCAACAACUGAUUGGCUUUAGCAUUCUUAUUUUUUGCAAGUGUAACUAUGUAUGACGACAGACAACAUAGAAGGAAAUAUAAUAUAGUCUUCACAAGGAA
Molecule: messenger RNA, 2533 nt
Organism: Cuscuta campestris
Lineage: Eukaryota; Viridiplantae; Streptophyta; Magnoliopsida; Solanales; Convolvulaceae
Source: the annotation of a GenBank genome assembly